AUUCUAUACAAAAGAUGUCCCAAUACGCCCACCUCUCCACCCCCGAUCCUGAGUAUGCUGCUCUCAAAGCAAGUUUGCAGAUGCAACCAGAUCUCCUUACAAUGCGUGCUGUGGGAGUACAAAUGCGAGCAGCACGCCCGGCACCCAGUCUUCCUGCAGAUCACGAUUAUCGCGUCGAGGACCGCCAGAUAAGCGUUGAGGGGGGCGAAAUCACAGUAAGGUGCUAUAUGCCCACGCCUGUUGCGGGCGGGAUAUUUCCGCUGUUAGUUUGGUAUCAUGGCGGAGGAUGGGUGGCCGGAGACCUUGACAUGGACGACAGCAACCUGCGGAUUGUAUGCGUUGAGAGGCAUAUCUCGAUUGUGAGCGUCGACUACAGACUCGCUCCAGAAUAUCCGUUCCCGGCAGGCGCCAAUGAUAGCUACACUGCCCUCAAAUGGGCAGCCGAAAACGCCGAGACGCUUUUGACCUCUCCCUUGAAAGGUUUCUUGGUAGGAGGGUCUUCAGCUGGCGGGAACCUUGCAGCAGCUAUGACACUUCGAGCGCGAGACGACCCAUUUUUCAUUACCCUGCCGCUUACAGGCCAACUGCUGCAGUACCCACUUGUGUGCCAUCCCGAUGCGUAUCCUGAAAGAUACAAAGAUGAACUUCUCUCUAUGGAACAAAACAAAGACGCACCGGUUAUCGGUAAAAAUAUGAUAUACUGGUGCAUCGAUCUGCUGAACCCGCCAGUAACCGAUCCUGAUUUUUCACCUCUCCUGGCGACAUCACAUGCCGGAUUGCCUCCAGCGUGCGUGCAGGUGUGCGGGCUGGAUGCCCUGCGCGACGAAGGGCUACUCUACGAGAAAGUUCUCAAGGAGCAAGGCGUCAAGACCAAGUUGCACAUAUAUCCGGGCGUACCGCACGGAGUGGACUCACUCUUCCCUGAGCUCAAGGCGUCGAAAAAAUUUGAAAAUGACUUCAAAGAAGCGAUCGAUUGGAUGGUUGGCCUCUCCGCUCAUUAGAUUGAAUGAAUUGGGAACUAAAGGAUGGAUUUACGUACCAGUUGCGCUAUUUCUUGUUGGAGUGUUCUUUGUCAGAGAUUUUAGCAACAAAUUUCCAUGUUUCAUACCUGCGGCAGAAUGACACCCUGUCAGGAACCU
Molecule: messenger RNA, 1139 nt
Organism: Heterobasidion irregulare TC 32-1
Lineage: Eukaryota; Fungi; Basidiomycota; Agaricomycetes; Russulales; Bondarzewiaceae
Product: Esterase/lipase/thioesterase
Exons: 8
Coding region: 15-1001 (328 amino acids)
Molecular function (GO): hydrolase activity
Source: RefSeq, a predicted model, not a curated record